UCGUCGUCGGCGUCGGCGUCGUCGUCGUCCCCGCGAUCCCCCCGCGACCCACCCCGCCAUUCACCCCGCGACGCACCCCUUCGCUCUCAGCCGCCGCUGCGGCGUGCCGCGCCUGCCUCCCGCCUUCGUCGCCGGGCCCCGCGCAAGCCCGUCCCUCCCCUGGGGGGGCCCAGGCAAGGCGCGCGCGCGCGCCGGCCGUGCCCUCGAUGGAGGCGGCUGCCGCCCUCGGUGGCUGCUGGCCGGCCAGCCUGCCCGAAGCGCAGACGCCCUCGAAGUCGCCGGCGACGUUCAUGCAGCGCGAGGGCUCCAUGGCCUCGACGGCGGCGCCGGAGCCUCGGAAGCGGGGGGCGGACGGCGGCCCAUGGGGCGCGCAGGAGGCCAUCCUAGAGGGCGCCCUCAGGGCCGCCGUGGCUGGCGCCCGCGCAGACGGCGGCCGGCAGCUGCGGGCCGCCAUCGGCGGGCUGGAGGAUUUGCUGCAGCGCGCGCGCCUGGCGCUGAGCCAGGUGGAGGCGGACGAGGCGGACCGCGAAGGCGCCAGGCGGCAGUUGAGUGAUAGUCACCUCUCCGCGGCCGACCUGUCCAGCGAUGAGGAACCCUCGCGGAGCCCGCCGAGCUUGGACGCCGCGGGCCACGGGGCCUGCUGGGAGUCCGACCUCGACCGCCUGUCCACCGUCUCCAGCGGGGCAUCCGGCGGCUCCGACCAGCCCGCGGCCCCCAGCGAGGCGCCCCCGUCGCGCCGGUUCUGCGGCUGCCGCGGGGGCGCCAGUCUUGUCCUGGGACUGUGCGCAGCCUGGGGCCUGCCGCACGCACCCAGCGACCUGGUACAGACGGACUUUCACGCGACACCGACGAUCCCCCCGGAGGCUCCCAGCCAGCCAGUCGGGCUCAGCUGCCACAUCCUCGCCAGCGACCGCGACGGGGGUGGACCCCAGGGGGGGGCCCUGGAGAAGGGCCCCAACCGGACGCUCAAGGCAACGUGCUCCCACGGAGCUCUGAGCCUCUGGACGGCCCAGGGGACCCUCCCGAAGGCGAGUACUCGAGGUGCGCACCUGGACUUGGAAGGGACGGGGAAGGACGUGGAGGCGCGGGGGGCGGCCGGAGGCGAUUGCCCGCCCGCAGCCAACGGGCUCGCUCGGGACGGCGGGGACGCCAGGGCGAACGGCGCCGUGGCCGCUGGGCCGCCGGCCGCGGGGGAGUUCGACUGGGCCGCGGCGGAGCCGCUGCCGGGGCCGCCGGAGGUGCGCACCCUGGCGUCCUACUCUCGGCGGCGCGCAGAGGUGCGCCCCCUCGCCGGCGUGGCCUCCAGCUGCCUCCGGUCCCGCGGGGGCGCCCAGCUGGGUGAUGGCGAGUCCCCGGAGGCCAUCGACGUUGUCUCCCCAGCCUGGAGCGUGCGAGUGCUGCAGGAGGUGCCGGAGGCUCCCCACAUCGACCUCUGCCUGGAGCGCAGCCUGGAGCCCCUGCAGGCGCCCGACGGCGGCUUCGAGCUCACUGUGGAGCUGGUGGCGGCGCUGGGCCUCGCGGAGCCCGGCCGCGUGCUCGCCGAAGCCGCGGCCCCGGACGCGCGCGUCCUCGGCGCCCUGCUGGUGCUCAAGGCGGCGGCGCACUACAUGCCGGAGAGAUGGCCGCCGCUGCUCUGGUCGGUGUGCUCGCGCGCAGAGGGCUUCGCCAGCGGCCACCUCGGGCUCACGUCCGAGGGGCUGUGGGCCGCGCUGGGCGCGGUGGGCGACGCCCUGGAGCCUCCCGCCUCGCUGCCGGGCCGGAUGGUCGCCGCGCUCCUGGCGAACUUCGCGCCUCCCGGGCGCUGGUCGUUCUUCGAGCUCUGGCCGCGCCUGCUCUCCGAGAGCACGCGCGCGGCGCUCCGCGAGGAGGGCGCGUGUUUCUGCCCCCGCUUCUUCCUGGUGGACCUGGCGUGCGCCGGGGCGUCGCCGUACGACAUCGACAGGGGUUUCCCCCUGGUGCGCCGGGGCGCCAGCUUGUUCGUCGGCCAGCCCGGCGGCGAGGAUGGCGGGGGCCGCGACGCCAUGCGACAGGGCCGGCAGCUCGAGGCGGCCCUGGUGUCGUUCGGCUGGCUGGAGGAGGACCACGUGCUGACGGAGCUGCGGCUCCCGUCGCCCGCCUCCGCCACGGGCCCCGGCGGCCCGGGCCAGCGCGGCGCGGUGCGCGCGGUGUACUCCGCCGCGCCGGACGCGGUCGAGGCGCACGGCGACGCCCUGGCCGCGGCCGCCGAACCGCUGCGCGGCGGGGACGAGCAGGCCUACGAGGCCGCGGGGUACACCCUCGAGGCCGUGCUGCCGGUGGCCACGGGGGCGCACGAGAAGUGCAGGAUUUGGAGGUCGCAGCGCCAGGGGGCGCCGGCUGGCGCGUACGUGGAGGUUAAGAAGACGACGCACUUGCAGGGGUCGCCAGGCGUGUUCAAGAUCACGAAAUUCUGGUUGCAGGCCGCUCUGAUGGGUUGCGGGGGCGUGGUCGUUGCCACGACGCAGGGGUCCUCCGACGGCAACGUCGCCUGCGGCGUGCGGCGCAUGAGCGUAGAGCAAUGCGAGCAGCAGGUGGAGGCCUGGCGAAUCUGGGGCAUGCUGGAGAGCAUGCUGCGGCACAUCCUGCAAGCGACUGCUGCCUCGCAGGGCCGCUGGACGCUGCGGAUCCAGAAGGUCAGGGGCUACGGUGCUCGCGUGAAGCUCCUGCUCCAGCCAGGCUGGCACAGCGACGAGUGGCUGCUCGACGACGGGCUUGCUGGCAUCGAGGAGCGCCUGAUAGGGCUCUUCGACUGA
Messenger RNA from Prorocentrum cordatum, 2771 nucleotides. Lineage: Eukaryota; Dinophyceae; Prorocentrales; Prorocentraceae. The record is from the annotation of a GenBank genome assembly.